AUGCCUGGGGGUCCCCGAGCCCUCCGAACCCCGCGUGCCACCAUCUUUCUCCUCUUGAUCUUCGCUGCUGGCCUGGGCCCAAGGUGCCAGGCCCUGUGGGUGGACUGGGGCCCACCAUCGGUGACGGUGAGCAUUGGGGACGAGGUCCGCCUCCUGUGCACGCACAAUGGCAGCAACCCCAACGUCACGUGGUGGCGCAUCCUCCAAGGCAACUCCACGUGGCCCCCUAUGAUGGAGCUCUCAAGCCCGGGCCCCAAGGGCGAGCUGAUCAUCCAGCAGGUGAACAAGAGCCACAGGGGCAUGUACCGGUGCGAAGUCAAGGAAGGCCAGAAGGUCCAGCGCUCCUGUGGGACCUACCUCCGCGUGCGUGAGCCACUCCCCAGGCCCUUCCUGGACAUGGGGGAGGGCACCAAGAACAACAUCAUCACAGCCGAGGGCAUCAUCCUGCUGAUCUGCGCCGUGGUGCCUGGGACGCUGCUGCUCUUCAGGAAACGGUGGCAGAACAUGAAAUUCGGGGCAGAUGUCCAGGAUGACUACGAAGAUGAAAAUCUUUAUGAGGGCCUGAACCUCGAUGACUGCUCCAUGUACGAGGACAUCUCCCGGGGCCUCCAGGGCACCUACCAGGAUGUGGGCAGCCUCCACAUCGGAGACGUUCAGCUGGAGAAGCCGUGA
This is a messenger RNA of Eubalaena glacialis (North Atlantic right whale), 672 nucleotides long. RefSeq names its product CD79a molecule (gene CD79A). Gene Ontology annotation, molecular function: transmembrane signaling receptor activity. Gene Ontology annotation, biological process: B cell differentiation; B cell receptor signaling pathway. Gene Ontology annotation, cellular component: B cell receptor complex; external side of plasma membrane; membrane. The record is from RefSeq and is a predicted model, not a curated record. NCBI's taxonomy places the organism in Eukaryota, Metazoa, Chordata, Mammalia, Artiodactyla, Balaenidae. The transcript has 5 exons. Bases 1 to 672 code for a protein of 223 amino acids.